Trypanosoma conorhini is the source of this 390-nucleotide messenger RNA. RefSeq lists its product as uncharacterized. Bases 1 to 390 code for a protein of 129 amino acids. The transcript has a single exon. The record is from RefSeq and is a predicted model, not a curated record. NCBI's taxonomy places the organism in Eukaryota, Euglenozoa, Kinetoplastea, Trypanosomatida, Trypanosomatidae.
AUGUCGCCAAACCCGGUACUGCCGCUCUGUCGCUGGUCUCACUUUGCCACACAUUGUUGUGUGGGGGUUGUGCGCUCGCCGUGUAGAGGGUCGAUUCUCGGGGAGCCCUUGUGGACCUGCAGCUUGCUUUUGACAGAAUGUGGGUCCUCAGCCCUUCGCUUGCCGCAGCCGAAAUUGCUGUGUAGUCAAGAAAAGCUGACACUGAAGUGUAGGGGUGUCCCCUUUGUUGAGUUUAGUACCUCUGAAUUAAGAGAGGGUGCCCUUGUGCAUGUUGUGGCAAGAAUGUACAAAAAGCCAAGGUUUGUUCCCAUCCAUGGCACAUAUGUGGAGGACACAGAGCUGCUGGUCUCCGAGCAGUUUGGUUCACUGGUUCUGCUUGGAACGCUGUGA